GCCUAUUUCAGCGAUUGGUUUCAACAUGACUGGGAUUAAACUCUGUUCAGACUGGACGUAGACGUUUAGUAUCUGGCUCAAAAAGCGCACUUUUGUUUAUUUGUUUGGGUGUGAAAUUAAUUUACUUUAAAGAACGGCUUUAUUCCUUUUACGAUUAGCACCUUAUAGCUCUCUCCUAAAGCAUUUUCAGUGGCUGUUAUAAACGUGGAUUGUAAAACCAUAUUAGAAACAACUAUCCUCACGAGCAAAGUCUUUAUACACUUUUUUCUACAUUAUAAGUGUUAGAUCAGAGAAUAAUUAAACGAGAACCUGAAUUGGUUUUUAACUUUAUGAAUUUUUGUCACUUAUAUUUAUAAAAUCACACCAAAAAAAAGUAUCUGUUAUUUGUUCCUGCUGUUUUGUUAUCUUAUAUAAAUAUUAUCAUAUUUAUAGCUGGUUUUUUUGUUUGCUAUAUUGUGAUAAAAUUUGUAGCUAGUUUCAAACUAGCCAUGGUAUUUUAUUUUAAAAAUUGUUUUCUUUCCUAUAUAUGAGCAAUUGUUUAAAUGUAAACGAUGUCAUCAGAUGAUAAUUUGAUUGAUUUCAGCUCUGAUGAAUUGCUAAUACCAACUGCUUCACAGGUAUCCAUGUCAAUUCCAGAACUACAAGUAAAUACUCCAAUAAGUUUACCUUUUGACACCCCUAAAAUAGAAAAAUCUAAUAAAAGUUUUUUUGCAAUAACCCGUGAAGAAACUGCAAAUGAAAGUGUUCAAAAUGAUGGUUCAAGUGAGUUAUUUAAUACCCUUUCUGAAAUGCAUAUAUCUAAUUCAAAUUUAACAGCAAUCGAUGGUAUAUCUUAUAAUACAGACUUAGUUAAACAACUUGAUGAACAAAAUGACUUUGAAAAAGUAAAUGAACAUUUCUUUCCAGUAAAUCAUUUAGAAAACUCUUUUUCAACAUCAACUCCCGUACAUGUAACAGAUACAGGUUCAACUCUUAUAUUAGAUAAUAAUAAUUUUGUUUCUCCUUCUGUAUCUUCUACCUCUCAAAACAUUGUUAUGACAGCAUCACAUAGCUGUGCAGAACCACCAUCAAGAUUUAGAAUUGUUAAAAUUGCCAAAACAAAACCCUAUGACAAAGGUAAAUGGAUAAUUAAUGAUUAUACAGAUUUUCAGAAACAAAACAUUAACGAUUGUGAAAGUAGUGGGUCUAGUAUAGAGAAAAAAAAUGGAGAUAGUUAUAGUAGUGAUGAACAUAAAGAUAUUACAAAAACGGUCGCAUCACUUACACCUCGUAAAACUAUGUCUAAUGAGUUGAUUUCUAACAGCGUAUUUUCAAUAUCACGAGGAGGAAGUUGCUGCUCCAACUUUCUAGAAAAGAACUUAGUUGAAAGUGUAUCUAUUCACAAUCCUGGUCAAAGUACUCAUCAUGUUAUUCCUGUUGUUGAAGCUCUUGACACAGCAAUGGAUCAAAUCCAACAAAUUCGUGACGCCAUGAUACAUGCUGUCACUGACGAAAUGCGAACCUUACAAGAUAGUCUUGCCAACCUGCAACUCGAAUAUAACAAAUUAAAGGAAGAAAAUCUUGCAUUAAAGAUAAAACUGGCUUAUACAGAAGAGCGGUUAAGAGAACUAGAAAAAGGAUGAUUUUGAAGUAAAUCAUCUAUUGUUUCAUUAAUGGGUAAUGCAUGCAUCCAUGAGUUGUGUCAUUAUAGAUCUUCCUCUUAUUGCAAGUAGUUUUUAGGAUAUUAUUUGUUUGACGUAAGCUUAAAGGUGGAACAACAUCUACGAAUAGACUUCUAUGACUCUAUGCGCAUUUAAACUGGAAAUUUUCAUUGGUAUCCAAUCGUCUUUCAAAAUUAUUAGGUAUUUGUGAACUUUAGAUCGAACCUUACAUUAAAUGUAAAAAAGGUAUAAAAAAAAAAAAAUUGAUUCCGAAUUCAAAAA
This is a messenger RNA of Hydra vulgaris (swiftwater hydra), 1922 nucleotides long. RefSeq lists its product as uncharacterized. The record is from RefSeq and is a predicted model, not a curated record. Lineage: Eukaryota; Metazoa; Cnidaria; Hydrozoa; Anthoathecata; Hydridae.